AUGAAUCUUAAAGCUGGUGUUCCACAGGGUUCAGUCCUGGGUCUCUUUUUAGUUCUUAUAUUCAUUAAUGGCAAUGCAGAUGAUAUGAUUGGAUUAAGUAGAAUGUAUGCAGAUGAUACAUCUAUUGGACAUACUGCUCCAGAUGAAACUACUCUCCAAUCGAUGAUAAAUAUCGAUCUUCAAAAUAAUUAUUCCUGGGCAAAUGAUUGGCUAGUUAAAUUCAAUCCAAAUAAAAGUGUACAUAUAACAACCAAUGUAUCGACUAAAGUCAACGAUUAUGUUGAUGCACUCGGAACAGCUGAUAUCAUGAACUACGCCAUUGACAUAAGUAGGUGUAACCUGGACCUUAGUGGAAUAACGUCGUUAAUGUUUGAAAUAAAGGCGUGCGACAAUGGACAUGUCCUUCUUUCAAAUUCUUAUGUCAGAGACUCGUCAAAACCAUUGUAUGAGAUUCUCAUUGGAGAAGAUAAUUACUAUUCGGUCAUUUUCUACCGCACAGACGAUUCUUUAGAACCUGGAAGCUACAUUUUUAACCAAUCUAAUACCUACAAUAUACUGAACUGCAAUGUGUAUCUACCAUUCUGGAUUAGUUGGGCGGAUGGAGACAUUAAAUUAGGAACUGGUAUUCUUGUUGAUGAAAAUGUUUUGGUAUCUUUCAUGAAUCCGCAUCAUUUUGAAGUGAGAAGUAUUGGAGUAUUUACUAGCCAUUAUAAAUUAGGAAUUUGGACUAUACAAGUUGAAGUUUCAGACAAAUUUACUGGAUAUUUUGACAGCUGUAGUAUGGAAAAUACCAAGUCUGAUAUGGUUGUAGUAGAUGCCAUCAAAUGUUCUGCCAUGAGAUGUGCUACGAGCUGUGGAAUGUCAAAGACAUGUAUGGGUUAUAAUUUCAACAGUGCCAUGAACAGAUGUGAACUACUCUCGUUUGAAUCGAACGUUGUUACAGACAUACCAAAUCACCUUGAAGCCGGAUGGAGAUUCUAUAGUAAAUGUAACAAUGGGAAAACUGCUUGUCUUGGGUGUUGCUUAUAGCUUUUCAAUUCUAACAUAUACUGAAUUAUGGAGCUGUUAAUUUUUCUCCUAUAUAAUA
Molecule: messenger RNA, 1087 nt
Organism: Mytilus trossulus (common blue mussel)
Lineage: Eukaryota; Metazoa; Mollusca; Bivalvia; Mytilida; Mytilidae
Exons: 4
Coding region: 1-1029 (342 amino acids)
Source: RefSeq, a predicted model, not a curated record